Molecule: messenger RNA, 1773 nt
Organism: Melanaphis sacchari
Lineage: Eukaryota; Metazoa; Arthropoda; Insecta; Hemiptera; Aphididae
Product: ectonucleoside triphosphate diphosphohydrolase 5-like
Exons: 12
Coding region: 269-1606 (445 amino acids)
Biological process (GO): nucleoside diphosphate catabolic process
Cellular component (GO): membrane
Molecular function (GO): UDP phosphatase activity; GDP phosphatase activity
Source: RefSeq, a predicted model, not a curated record
AACGUUAAUAUUAAUUAUUAAGUAAUAAAAUAAGCAUAAUAUUAUUACCUUCAGCCUUCAGCCUUCAGGUAUUCACUAUUAGGCAAUAGUCAAAGCUAAAACAGUUUUCCGUAUUUUGUAUUCUGUCAAUAGUGUAUAAUGUGUGAACUUUAAUUGAACAACUCUAUUACUGUUGCUUUUUCGUGUUCAGCUUAUCCUUUGACUGAUAAACCUCAAUACACGUACAAAGGUUUCUAAACUUUGACUGUUAUUUAAUUUAAGUACUGAAAUGGAAAGACACACUAAGAAAACUAAAAAGAUUGUUGAAGAAGAUGAUACUUACAAAAAUGAUAAAACAAAACCUGAAAUAAAUCAAACUAAAUAUUUACUGUAUAGUAUUUUUGUUAUAACUUUUUUGGUAAUAUAUUCAUAUUACACUUUAUAUAAAUCAGAUUAUGGUGACAAAAUUGUUAAUAAGCAACCAUUCUCAGAACCUGUAUAUGCUGUUAUUAUUGAUGCAGGAAGUACUGGUUCAAGAGUAUUAGCAUUAGCUUUUAAAAAAACACCAAGUGGUUCCUUAGAAUUAGAAGAUGAAUUAUUUGUACAAGUUAAACCAGGCUUAUCUAGUUUUGCCGAUAAUCCAAAAAAAGGCGCUGAAUCAAUUGAUCAGUUAUUAGCCAAGGCUAAAAAUUUUGUGCCCAAACAGUAUUGGAAAAAUACACCACUUGCAAUGAGAGCAACAGCUGGUUUAAGGUUAUUACCAACUGAAAAAGCAGAUGGAAUUCUCAAUGAAGUAAUACAAUUAUUUAAACAUAAUCCAUUUUAUACAAAUGAAAAUUCAGUGGCCAUCAUGGAUGGUAUUGACGAAGGUCUUUUUUCAUGGUUUACAGUGAAUUUUCUGCUUGAUCGUUUAAAUGGUAAAUUAACAAAUACAGUAGCUGCUCUUGAUUUAGGAGGUGGAUCUAUACAGAUUACAUUUAUCCCUACUAAUAGUAAACAAAUAAUAAAAGAAUUACCAGAGUUUAUUACAGAGUAUUCAAUAAUGAAUGAAAAAGUAAACUUGUAUAGCCACAGUUAUUUAGGGUUGGGGUUAAUGGCAGCACGAAAAAGUGUGUUUACUGUUGAUGGCGACUUGUUAAAUGUUACUAGCCCUUGUGUUCAAGAGGCAGCCAAAGGAACACCUUACAAAUUUGCUCAAAAUACCUACCAUGUAACUGGAGCACCAUCAAAAAAAGGUCCAGCUGUGGAUUACCAACUGUGUAAGAGUAUCAUUGAAGCUGUAGUUAAAACUAUAUAUACUGACAAACCCAAAGAUUUGCUCAAUCAGAAAAUAGUAGCAUUUUCAUACUUUUAUGAUAGAGCUCAAGAUGCUGGCCUUGUUGGCGAAGAAGGAGGUGAUGUUACCAUAAAAUCGUUUUAUGAAGCAGCAGAAAAAGAAUGUUCCAAUACAAGUUAUAAUGAGUUACGUCCAUUUAAAUGCCUUGAUUUAACAUAUAUUUCUGUUUUAUUGGAGCAAGGUUUUGGUUUACCUGUUGAAACUUCAGUUUCUUUAUUGAAUACUAUUGACGGACAUGAAAUAAGUUGGGCACUUGGAGCGGCUUACCAUAUUUUACAAAAUGGACUUUAAUUCAAACUGCCAUUUUUUUAAAAACCAAUAACCAUGGUGAUUGAAGAUCAAAAACUUAGUUUAUAUCAUAUUGCUCUAUUGUUCAUGUCUAUUGUUUAAUUCUUAGCAAUCCAUGUAUUGUGUACUAGUUAUAAUAUUAUCACAAAAACAUUAAGUCGUACCUUCAA